Messenger RNA from Xenopus laevis (African clawed frog), 3958 nucleotides. Its product is annotated as toll-like receptor 13. NCBI's taxonomy places the organism in Eukaryota, Metazoa, Chordata, Amphibia, Anura, Pipidae. Bases 489 to 3338 code for a protein of 949 amino acids. The transcript has 3 exons. The record is from RefSeq and is a predicted model, not a curated record.
AGCACUAAAACCUGGAAAUCAAUCAAGUCACAGUCUCUGACCUUGAUCUGAGUUGUGACAAAAAUGGAGAACCACCCUCGUCUGCAUCUGCUGAAAAGCCUCCUUACAUGAACAACAGCAACUACCCGUUACCGAAACUGAACUACUAUAUGUGAAUGAAUGUGAUAGGGACUUUAGAUUGUAAUAUAGAUUGUAAGCUCUACUGGCUCAGGGACUGAUGAAUAUUCUCUGCAACGGACUGUUGACACCGUGUCUCUCGAUGGGAGUGGAAUCACUUCCCUUUAUAAAAUAUCACAGUCCAGAUUUCUGGGAACUUGUAUAAGUUUAAUUUAAGGGAAGUGCUUGUGUUUGAAUGCAGUGUCAUUAGAGAUUGCAAGUGAAUAAAAGCUCCGGAAAGAUCGGCACCAGAUCAAAGAAUUGACCAAAUUGGCAUUAUGUGUUGAGGCAUUCUUACUUGCCUGGUAAAGCUGUAAAGAGGAUAGUCAGAAAUGAGGCCUUACCAUUCAACAUCCCAAAUUGCUGCCCUGAUGACACUGAUACUUCAACAUAUAUCAUUGACGGCAGGUUAUGGUUACGGGAAGUGCUCUCUGGAGGGUAUUCAUACAGAAUAUGCUAACUGUGUAGGGCAGAGCAUUGUCCCUUUGGCAAAAGCCAUUGAAGACCUUCCUUGUCGAACGAGAGUGUUGAAUGCAUCUGAAAAUGAAAUCAGCGAGAUCGACGGUUACUCCUUUUCUCAUCUGUCUGAAUUACAAGAGCUCGUGCUGAGUAAAAACAAAGUUGGUCGAGUGGACACUUGGGCUUUCGAUAACCUAAACCAUCUUCUUAUCCUUGACCUGAGUUAUAAUUUGAUUCAGUCGUUGGAUACAGUGGAUCUGACAAACCUCAGAAGUCUUCAAAUAUUUGACCUAAGUCACAACAGAAUACACACGAUCCAACGUGGGACCUUUAGACCUUUAGGAGCUCUACAAGAACUUGAUCUAUCGUUUAAUAAGGUAUCUGAUUUUAGACCAGUGACCAAUGCAGUGGCAGAGCUGCCAGAUUUUUUAAGACUUCGUUUGUGCUCUAAUUUUAUAGCAGAUUUGAAAAGUGAGCAAAGUUUGAUGGUCCUCCCAUCUCUACAAUCUUUAAACCUGUGCAAUAAUUCUAUUUCUGCCUUGGACUUCACAUUCUACUUCAUGCCAAGUCUAAUGGAGCUCAAUGUCACAAAAAAUAAUAUGUCUGCCUUGAACAAGAGCUCCUUCGGCAACUUGCCCAUGUUGUCUAAAGUAACUUUUGACGAGAACUCUUUAAACAUUUCACAGUUAUUAGGAAUCGUUCUCACCAACCUGACGGAAUUUCAUUGGUCGAGCAUGCACCCGGCUCUCCAGCAUGACCCGGCAUCUGCUUGCCAGGUGUUCCAAACAUUCCCGAAAUUAAAGUUGUUGGAUAUCAAACAUUCCAAAAUCGUAAGUGCUAACCUAUCCGUUAUUGGUAGGUGCACUAACUUGACUUCUCUUAUUCUUACAACAAGUCCUCUCCGCAGAAUCAAAGAAAAGGAUCUACAAAAUUUCAAGUCUCUUGAGGUACUUUAUCUUGACAAGUGUAAACUACAAGCAAUUUCUAGUACAGCAUGGAUGGGUCUUAAGGCUAUUCAUACUCUAAUACUUGAGAGAAAUCAACUAACUGUCCUAGAAAAUUCAUUGUUCUCCCCCUUAAUUGGCCUUCAGUAUUUGGACCUAUCAAAGAACUACUUGACACACCUUAAUGAAAAGGCAUUUUAUGGCCUCAGACGUCUAAAAUACCUUGGUCUUAAAGGAUGUAAAAUAACAGAGGUAACAAGGAACAGUUUCAAGUAUUUAACAAACCUUCAUGUCUUGAAUUUGCAAGACAACAGUUUAUCAGUCAUUAAGCCCAAUGCCUAUCACUACCUUAAAAAGCUAGAAACCCUUUUGCUCUCAGGUAACAAAAUUUUAACAAUUCAGAAAAAUGGUCUGAAAGGUCUCAACUCCCUGAAGGAGCUCUCACUGGCCAGAAAUAAUAUCUACAAACUCACCAAUAAUACUUUUAAAGAGCUUAAAUCAGUCAGGAGUUUGGAUCUCAGCAGAAACCAGCUGUGGCAUCUGCACAAACUUCAGUCUCCUUGUCCAUUUCUAAAGCUUACACAUUUGGAAAUGUUGGAUGCAAGUUAUCAGACAACAAAUAACCUUCAUAUUCCUCCCACAUUAUUUCAAGGUCUACAGUCUCUUAAAGUACUGAAGCUCCAAGGAAACCCAAGUCUGUUUUUUAAAAACAUAUCAUUUGUGUUUCUUUUAAACUUGACCGAAUUAGAUAUGUCAUCAACGGUCUAUACAAUGACGGAACCUCCAAUUAGUUUUAAGAAAGAAUUAUUCAACAGGCUUGGUCAACUUAGGAUUCUUACACUGGACAACAAUGGGAUCCAAGUUCUUCCAGAAGACAUAUUUGCUAAUGUACCCCUGUUGGAACGCAUAUCUUUAAGGUACAACAGACUGACCAACGUUAGUGAAGCUAUAUUGAAAAAUGUGCCUAAACUGACUUAUUUUGAUGUUUACAUGAAUACUCUUUCCUGCUCUUGUGAUAACUAUUGGUUUCAGAAUUGGUCUAUAAGUAGCACAGAGGUCCAGAUACCCUAUAUUCAGUCAUAUAAAUGUUUUGGCAUAGGUUCCAACGACGUGCUCUUCGAAAAUCAAGACUUUAGUUUUUGCAAUGGAAAUGGCUACUACUACUUUCUUGGAAGUUUCAUGAUAACAUUUUCUUUUUUGAUUGUGACUCUUCUAAUGGUCAAGCUAAAAUGGACUGUGAGGUAUCUUUAUUGUAUGCUAGAAGUGUGGUUUCAGUGGAAACUUGAGACGAAGGAGAAAGCAUACGAGUAUGACGCUUACAUUUCUUACUGCGAAGAUGAUGAGAUAUGGGUAACGGAAAAGUUACUGUAUAUGUUGGAAGUCCAAGGACCACGUAAAUAUAAGCUGUGCUUCAAGCCGAGAGACUUUAUUCCAGGAUUAUACCAACUUGACAACAUUCAGGAUGCUAUCACUAACAGCCGCAAGACUUUGUGUGUGGUCAGCAGAAAGUAUUUGCAAAGUGAAUGGUGCAGAGAGGAGAUGCAAUUGGCCUGCUCUUGGUCCUUCUCCUAUAAGGAAGAUGUCCUUGUCAUGGUGCUCCUAGAAGAAAUUCCAGAUUACAGACUUUCGGCCUACCACAAACUCAGGAAGCUGAUAAAGCAAAACACAUACAUUGACUGGCCCGAGGACCCCUGGGGAGAAGAAGUCUUUUGGUUAAAGCUCCGGAAAGCAUUGGAUGGAGGGGUGUGUGAAGAGAAUAAUAUUCAGUUGUGUGACUGACUGAACAGUUACAUUCUACAAAACUGGAUGGUCUAUAAAAACAGACUGAAAGAGUCACUACUGAAGCAAACAAGGACAAGAGGGACCAAAGAGUAUCAGAACGUGUUUCUCAAGUCUAAAUAAUGUGUUGGUGUAGCCAGAAACUUGAUUUCUCUCUCUCUCUCUUUUAUCCUUCUCUUUCUCUUGUAUAUCUAUCUCUCGUAUCUCUCUCUCUCUCUCUCUCUCUCUCUCUCUCUCUCUCUCUCUCUCUCUCAUAUCAAAUCAAAUGAGCUUUAUUGGCAGGACUAAAUACAUUUAGCAUUACCAAAGCAGGUAGAGGGGUGAAAGGAGUGGGGGGCAAUUUAUGGGAAUAGGGGAAAGUUCUGUCUCUCUCAGUCUCUUACAUAAUGUGCCACUAUUGCUUCUCCCAGUAGGAAGUGGAUUUUCCUCUCUUCUUUUAUGGAUGUCUUUUAUGGAUGUGACUGGAGAAUCUCUGGAAGUGGGUGUCCCUCAGUGCUGUGUAUUUGGGGCACUGUAGCAAGAAGUGGGCCUCGUCCUUCACUGCCUCCUGUAUCUCUCCCUCUUGUAUCUCUAUCUCUCGUAUCCCUCUUGUAUCUCUAUUUCUCGUAUCUCUCUUGUAU